Megalops cyprinoides (Indo-Pacific tarpon) is the source of this 636-nucleotide messenger RNA. RefSeq lists its product as uncharacterized. The record is from RefSeq and is a predicted model, not a curated record. The transcript has 5 exons. NCBI's taxonomy places the organism in Eukaryota, Metazoa, Chordata, Actinopteri, Elopiformes, Megalopidae. The coding region runs from base 1 to 636 and encodes 211 amino acids. Gene Ontology annotation, biological process: response to bacterium.
AUGUGGAGCUCCUUUCUUGAUUCACGCUUCUCAAUCAAGAAGGACAAAGGCUUCCAUCUGAUAAUCUCAGAUACAACACUGGCAGACUCAGCAAUGUAUUACUGUGCAGGCUUGUGGAAUUAUGUGGUUCAUUUUGGAAAUGGAACGUUUUUAACACUGAAAGAACAGCAGGAGUCUAACAGCAGGACAGUAGUGCAGCAGCCCGUGUCUGAGCCAGUGCAGCCAGGAGACUCUGUGACUCUGCAGUGUACAAUAGACACUGAGACCUGUGCAGGAGAACACAGUGUGUACUGGUUCAGACAGGGCUCAGGAGAGUCCUCUCCAGGAGUCAUUUACACCCAUGGAAACAGCAGUGAUCAGUGUGAGAGGACCUCUGGGGCUGGGUCACCUACACAGAGCUGUGUCUACAAGCUCCCCAAGACGAACCUCAGUCUCUCUGAUGCUGGGACUUACCACUGUGCUGUGGCCACCUGUGGGGAGAUCCUGUUUGGGAACGGGACCAGGCUGGAUGUUGAAGAGGGUGUAAAUCACAUUGUCUUUGGCUUGGGAGGAGCCUUGGUUUUGUGUGUUAUUGGGAUCAUUGUCCUCAUCUGCACUAGAAACAAGACAGAGUGCUGUGAACAUUGUACAGAGUGA